GCCGACGACGUCCCAUUCAAAUAUUCGCACACCUCAGCGCGCCGCGUCGUGGCCUCCCCAGAAACAGCCCCAGACUUUAUUAACCCGAGCCCGAAACCCCAAAACCAAAGCCCAGUCUCCAUUUUAACAAAAAAAAAAAAAAAAAAACGCGGAAAAUACAAAAUUUAAGAAGCGCAAGAAAACGCCAAAAGCCCAAAGUUUAAAACACCCCGAAAAAAGUUACACCACUAACACCGAUUGGUUUUUUUUUUUUUGCUGUGCGAGCAAUACAAAGAAAGAAAGAGUGUGUUCUCUAAAAAAAGGAAACAAAAGUAAAACAAAAAGAAGGAAGAAAGGAAAUCAAUGCAAAGAUGUGCCACAAUUCGGCUAUUAUGGAGAAAAACAACGACGAGCAGCAGAUCGAACGGUACAUGGCUUGCGGUAUGCCCUCAAAAGCAGUGCGCAGCGUCAAGUACACGCUGAAGAAACGCGAGAAGAAGCUUCAGCAAAAGAAGGAGGCGGAAGAGCAGCAGCAGCAGCAGCAGCAGCAACAGAGGAGCCAACAACAGUUACUGGAGGACCUCGAACUGAGCAGCAGCAGCAGUAGCAGCAGCGACGCAACCAGUGACAGCGAGGAUAGCGGCGCCGAUGUUGCUCCUGUGACCAAAACUGUUACCGUUUCGGAGGUCACCUUUAAAGAACAAAUCAACGCUGAGACAGCCGUCAAAAGGGCCAGCUUCAAUAGCAACAUAAACAGUGAACUUCUCAAAUUCUGCCCGCACUACCGUAAAAUGCAACAGCAGCAGCAGCAGGAACAAAUGAUGAAAGAGCAACAGAAAGAGGAAGCGGAGAGCGGCGAGAUAACGGAACUGUCAGCAGCCGCUCUGAAAGCGCAGCAGCAGCGCAAGCUCAGCUCGAUGGAGCCCUCAAUGGACGAUGCUCUGGCCAUAGGCACCCAAAUGACCCGCCAGGUGUCCGAGCGGAUCACCUGUCUGGUGGCCCAGUUGCAAGCCAGUCGUUUAUACGCAAUUCUGACGCGUACAACACAACCAGCACACUUGAUAGCCGUUGGCAUAUUGGCCUUUGUGCUGAUGACUGUGGGACGCGAUCUCAUCGACCCAACGACAACUACUGUGACAUCAGCAACAGCAACAACAACAACAGAAGCAACAGCAACACCUGCAACAGCAAGACCAUCGACUAUACCAGCGGCAUUGGUCUAUCUAGGCGCCUUUGCCACCCACUUUGGGUCGCAGAUCUGGAUGACAUUUGUGUCUGGUCUCUCGCUAUAUUUCUCCCUGCCACGUCACGUAUUCGGACAGUGCCAGCAGAUACUAUUCCCGCGGUACUUCGCCCUCAAUGCAAUGCUCAGCUUAAUAAUGCUGGUCGUGUAUGCCAAAUACUUUUUGAGCGGAUGGACGACGGCGGCUGGUAUCCAAAUGGGAUCCCAUGCACUGGCCACCGGCAUUGAGGUGGUGGUGCGACUGUAUCUGGUACCACCGAUGCUGCAACUUAUGCACGAGAAGUACAGGAUCGAGGAUGCGAUUGGGAGUGGCCAGGAGGUUGGCAGUUUGGUUCAGGGCGAUCUUGUCGAUUGUCCACAUUACCAGCGUAUACACAAGGGAUUCCGGCGCAUUCACAUGACCAUUGCCAUUGGCAAUAUGACCGUCAUGCUGACAACGUGUCUGCAAUUGUAUUUUCUAGCAUCGAAAAUACAUUUCAGCUAAGGCACUCAGCUAGGCGGAUAGCUAAGAAUUUAAUUGAGAACAGGGGUGCCCAAGAAAAUAAGCCAUCUCUAUACGAAUUUUGGAAUCAAUUGUUAAUUUGUCAAUUUUUGAAAUCGGAAAGUGACUUCUCUCUGGGCAUUCCUUAUAGAAUAGGUCAACAUCAUCAUCACCAUGGCACAUAAAUCACAAUACCAACCGUAUAUUUCAAUGUUCAGUGCUUUUCUCAAAAAUAGUAAUAUUGAACAAUUGAUUAUAUUUAAAUAAACAAAAAAAACAACGAAAGUUCGCACAGCAAAUAUUACAUUUCAAUAUUUACAUCAUCUGCUACGAUUUUCCAAUCUGAUUUCCUGUGAUAAACUCAGCCCGCCUCCCACCCCACUCCACCACUCUCAACCGCCAACCGCAGCAGCACAUUUAGUCUAUAGUCGAUAGCCAAUAAUUUACACAGAUUAAUUAAUUAAUAGCCUAAUUAAUAAUUAAUUAUAUUGUUUUUUUUUAUAUAACUCAAAUUCAGUACGUGUUUUUUCUGUUAUUUAUUAAUUUAUCGAAACUAUGUAUUUAUGAUAUAUUUAAAUUAAAACAAGAAACGUCAAUGAAAAGAAAACAAAACAAAAAA
This is a messenger RNA of Drosophila kikkawai, 2322 nucleotides long. Its product is annotated as kinase and exchange factor for Rac A. Lineage: Eukaryota; Metazoa; Arthropoda; Insecta; Diptera; Drosophilidae. The record is from RefSeq and is a predicted model, not a curated record.